This is a messenger RNA of Venturia canescens, 3669 nucleotides long. RefSeq names its product Smad/Smad4 homolog Medea (gene Med). Gene Ontology annotation, molecular function: I-SMAD binding; DNA-binding transcription factor activity, RNA polymerase II-specific; RNA polymerase II cis-regulatory region sequence-specific DNA binding. Gene Ontology annotation, biological process: SMAD protein signal transduction; anatomical structure morphogenesis; transforming growth factor beta receptor signaling pathway. The record is from RefSeq and is a predicted model, not a curated record. Gene Ontology annotation, cellular component: heteromeric SMAD protein complex. The coding region runs from base 869 to 2899 and encodes 676 amino acids. The transcript has 10 exons. Lineage: Eukaryota; Metazoa; Arthropoda; Insecta; Hymenoptera; Ichneumonidae.
CCGAGAGGGGUGAAAAGUGAAUUUUUGCAGCGCUGCUUUGUUUUUUCCAUGAGAAUCGCAACAAACAAGAGCAGUAAAUGUGAGUGUUAAAUGUAAAAAGCCAAGGAAAAGCGGCAAUAAAUGUAGAUGGAGUAUUGCUCGAAACGGAGGAUCAGACGGACGAGCGAAUUUUGUGAAACAGUGUGAGAAUAAAAUCAAGUGUACCGUUGCGGGGAGAAAAAAAGUUGCGUCGCGAAAUCAUUUCUCGACGUCGCGUAAGCUUUCUCGGCGUGAUAGCAAAGAUAAAAGUCUGUAGGCGCGUGUGUAUGCGCGAGUGUCUGUGUUGUGUAGAGCACCGUCCCAAAAAAAUUGGACCCCCCCGCCUCUUCCCUACCUUGACCAAAAUGCCAAUGAUCAAUUGCUCGUUUGCCGUUCAGAAAAAUUGCAUAAACGCUCCUUACCAUCGUUGAGUCGGUGAGUCUGUCGGUGACGUAAAACUUUCAGAUUUCGCACCAUUGUGUUUCUUUAAAUUCAUGAAUAUUAAAAUUAUCAAGAAAACAAAAUAAUACAAAUGAGGUUAUAAUAUUUUCGGAACCAAGAGGACUUCGGAACAUUUUCGAUAUCCAGUUCGUUUACGAGACCUGAGAAAUUGUUUUGGUAACAACACCUUCUAUCUCUUUGAGAACAAAAAUUUGGAAAACAAAAAAAAACAAAUACAUCUUCCAACGUUCUCUGAGCGACUCACCAAAGACGUAUGGCCAAAAUAGGUACCCUAGAUGGUAGAGCAUAAGAAGAUCGACCUGUUUAGGGCUAGACGAAGAGGCAAAACGAGAGGAGAGCCUUGGGCCCUUACGAAUUUUCAAACGCCGCAACCACGGCUUUCACAGAGAUGGUUGGAUUGGCGGGCGGGGGAGGUCAUCUUUAUCCCUCGCCCCCAAUGCAGCCCAACACAGAGCUGAGGGAAAUGACAGGGAUUACACCCAGCGCGCCUACCAGUGCCGAUGCCUGUCUCAGUAUAGUACAUUCGCUCAUGUGCCAUCGUCAAGGAGGCGAAAAUGAAUGUUUUAGCAAACGUGCCAUUGAAUCUCUGGUCAAAAAGCUCAAAGAAAAGAGAGACGAGCUGGACAGUCUGAUAACCGCAAUAACGACAAACGGUGCACACCCGAGUAAAUGCGUAACGAUACAAAGAACCCUGGAUGGAAGAUUGCAAGUGGCUGGUAGAAAGGGUUUUCCACACGUCAUAUAUGCUCGAAUAUGGAGAUGGCCGGAUCUUCACAAAAAUGAGCUUAAGCACGUGAAAUACUGCCAAUUCGCGUUCGAUCUCAAAUGUGAUUCUGUAUGCGUCAAUCCUUAUCAUUAUGAAAGAGUCGUGUCUCCGGGAAUAGACCCGUUUUUUACAGACCUGUCAGGCCUCACACUGCAGUCUGGAGUUGGUGUUGGUCCUGGUGGAAGAUUAGUCAAGGAUGAAUACACCGUCGGUGGUGGCGGAGGAGGUGGAAGCUCUGGCGCCGGUGUCGGUGUUUCUUCCGGUAUGGAUGUUGAUGGCGAGAUGAAUCAGACGAUACAACAUCAUCCGCCACCUCAACAACCUCCACAAAAUAAUCAACAACAAACUCAACAAACAUUCAUGCCCGGUUUAGCCCCUUCCAAUUCAACUAGUGGUGAGAGUAUGUUUGGAGGUGGCGGGGGCGGUAACGCUGUUAAUCCGCACACCAAACUCGAGGACAAUAAUUGUCCGCGGCAGACAUGGAUUCCUACUCCUCAUCACUCAACGUCUCGUAAUAUGCAUCAUCCCGUUGUACAUCCUAUGGGCCAUGCAGUAGGCAAUCAGCAACAAACUUUAAACGCCUCAGGAAGCAGCGGAAGCGGUGGAGGACAAUUACUCAGUCCGACUCAGGGACAAACGAGCGAAACGUUUUACGGGACGACGACCCCGCCUCAGGAUCUCAAUCAACCGGCUACGAGCGUCGAGGCACUCGCAGCAUCUCUCGGCGGUACGCAAAGCUCACCUGUUUCACCGGUCCACCUUCACCAUCAAAAUGGGUUUGCCGUUGCCACUGCUACCAAUCCUUACAACACCGGUGCUCCUCAAUGGACCGGUGCAAAUACUCUCACUUAUACUCAGAGCAUGCAACCGCCUGAUCAUCGCCAUCUACGAGCCACUUCGUAUUGGGGUGGUCACGGUGGUGAAGUUGGUGGGAGUAUAGGCGGCUUGUUGUCGACUCAACCACCACCCGAGUACUGGUGUUCGGUUGGCUACUUCGAGCUUGAUACACAAGUUGGUGAAACGUUUAAAGUUAGCAGCGGAUGUCCAACCGUCACAGUCGACGGUUACGUCGAUCCAAGUGGUGGUAAUCGUUUUUGUUUAGGCGCUUUGAGCAACGUUCAUCGCACGGAACAGAGUGAAAAAGCACGCCUUCACAUAGGUAAAGGAGUCGUUCUUGAUUUGCGAGGCGAAGGAGACGUAUGGCUCCGAUGUCAAAGUGACCACAGCGUUUUUGUUCAAUCGUAUUAUCUCGAUCGAGAAGCUGGACGAGCACCCGGUGAUGCUGUGCACAAAAUCUACCCAGCGGCCUAUAUAAAAGUUUACGACCUCCGGCAAUGUCACAAACAAAUGAGGGGACAAGCAGCGACGGCACAAGCCGCAGCGGCUGCUCAAGCAGCUGCGGUGGCGGGACAUUUGACUCAUGGUGCACCAAUCACAAAGAGUCUUAGCGCAGCGGCUGGUAUCGGCGUCGAUGAUCUUCGUCGUCUGUGCAUAUUACGUCUGAGUUUUGUCAAAGGCUGGGGUCCGGAUUAUCCGAGGCAAAGCAUUAAAGAAACACCAUGUUGGAUCGAGGUACAUUUGCACCGAGCUCUUCAGCUGCUUGACGAAGUUUUGCACACAAUGCCGAUCGAUGGGCCCCGUGGAAUGGAAUAGGAGUAUGAAGAAUCGACUGUGUGGCUCGAAGUUUAAAAAGGGAAAAGAAAACUCAACGAUCCGGUGGAUAAGGUAGGACGGAUAAAAUUUCCGAUGAUCGAUCGAACGAGCGUCAUCACUAUAUAUAUAAUGACAAACAUGAAAACGUUUGUUGGAAAGCCGUUGGAUGACUGACGAAAUUUGAUUUUUUUUCGACGUCCGAUCGAAUGAAAAUUUAUAUAUUUUACACGUAAUAUAAACGACGUAGCGCGAAGUACGUGUGGCGCCAUGGCCUUGCUCUUACAAGACGAACGUACAAAAAGUAAAAAAGUAAAAAAAAAAACAAAUAAACAAAAAAUUAAACACAAAUUCCGCGGUCUCGUAUAAUAAGAAAUCGAAAAGAAUAAUAAGUCUUAUUUUUUAUUCUCGUGCAAAAUUAUUUUUAAGAAUCGAAGAAUCUUGAAUGAAUAUGAGAGAAUGAACGUCUGGAUUAGGCGAGAUUAUAUUUUAUUAGAUGGCAAUGGAAGAAAUGAAAGCAGAUGCAAUUUCGAAUAAUUAGAAAAAAGCACGAAGAUGAAAGAACUUGGCAUAAAUAAUGUGAGAGUAAAAAAUGACGGUGCAGAAAACAUGUUGGUAUGAGCGAGUAAUUGUUGAAAUAAAGUCGCGCCGAGCUUUCGUGAUUCACUGAUAUCGGAUAAUCCGUUUUUUUUUCUGAGAUUAAACUUGUAAUAUAGCCUUAACGAUAUAAAAAAAAAAACAUAUACGUACAUAUAUGCAGUCCCAUGUGUAUA